AUGUCUUCGUCUAGUCCAGCUUCUCCGCCUGCCAAUUCUAGUCAUUCGGGUAAAAACGAACCCGAACAGGCUCCAAGAGCACCUCACGAUAUAACUCUUAGUCGUCUUGCUAAUGGUAACGCAGGGAACCAGAAUCAUUACCAAGAAACUUCAAAUGGUAAUGCAAAUGAAGUUAGCAAUCUCUCUGCCUUAGCAAAAGAGUUUGUGCCUAAAAGCGAUCCUUCAUGUAUUCCUAGCCUUAAGAAGGAGAAAAAACUCUCAGCCUCAGCUAAGGAGUUUGUGCCCAGGUAUAUACACAUGGUCUCAGAUGAGGAUUUGUCUCAGUACAGUUCAUUUGCUCAGUUGUCUAUGUGCCCUGCUCACCUCAGUAGUUCAAACUCCUUGAGCGAAAAUCCAGUUGAUGCAUUUAAAACUGCCAUUUUCCACCUGAGAACCCAACCUGGAAAUCUUGAUGAUUACAUGAAGCCUGUGGCAGACCUUCUCGAGAGAAAGUAUGUUGACACAUACCUACUCAAUGAAAUUGUGGAAAUACUUUUUGAAGAAAGUAUAACUGUACCAAAUUUUCGGUAUACAGGUGCCCGGAUAUGUAAAUACUUGUCCCAAUUAGAAAAAAUUGGCGUUGAAUUCAGGACUGUUUUGCUCAAAAGAUGUCAAAAAGAACAUUCAGAAAAAGAGAAGUUGAUAUCAGAUGAAAAGACCAUCCCAAGGCUUUGUGGCUUUUCUUUAUUCCUUGCUGAACUUUUUCUUUUGUUAGAGGUGGAAAUCACUGGCAUCAGUGAGAAAUACGCACCUUUAAGAAAUGCCCUCCAUUCCUUAUUGGAACUGCUCUUGAAAAACAGUAAUAACCAAACCGUGAAAUGUGCCACUCAACUUAUGAAGCUUGCAGGUGCCACCAUUGAAGAGACAAAACUUCUUGAAAAUAAAACCCAGCAAUCAUUUGCAGACAUAUAUGAAAUGUUGAGUGAACUUAAAGAAUCGCCUAAAUUAGACAAGACUUCUCACCUCCUCAUCAACUCUGUAUUGAACCUGAAAGCCAAGAACUUUGACUGUGUGGAAUCUGCUGCACAGCCUAAUGUCAGUGCCUCUCCUGCUGCUGCAGAACUUGCGGCUGCUAUGGCAGCAACUGAUCUCCCUAAUGAACCUGUCUUUUUCAAUGAGAAAGGCCAGCAAAUAAGCCGAGUGGAGGCUGGUUACUCUCUGGAAGAUGACUUGUCUCUUCUCAUAGAAGAAGUUGAUCUUGAUGCUGCUGAUCAACUUGAUGAAGAAUAUUAUGAUGAAGUCUGCCUGUCUCUCUCCCCGCCCCGUCUGCCUGCCUCUCUGCCUGCCUGGUCUGCCUCUGUCUCCUUUCAUCGCCCCCCUGGUCUGCCUGUCCCUCUGUCUCCUUUCAUCCCCCCCCAGUCUGCCUCCGUCUCUGCCUGCCUUUCAUCCCUCUCUGUCUGCCUUUCAUCGCCUCCGUCUCUGCCUGCCUUUCAUCGCCUCCGUCUCUGCCUGCCUUUCAUCGCCUCCGUCUCUGCCUGCCUUUCAUCGCCUCCGUCUCUGCCUGCCUUUCAUCGCCACCGUCUCUGCCUGCCUUUCAUCGCCACCGUCUCUGCCUGCCUUUCAUCGCCUCCGUCUCUGCCUGCCUUUCAUCGCCUCCGUCUCUGCCUGCCUUUCAUCGCCUCCGUCUCUGUCUGCGUCUCUGUCUAUUUCUAUUCCCUCUAG
Messenger RNA from Acanthosepion pharaonis, 1701 nucleotides. Lineage: Eukaryota; Metazoa; Mollusca; Cephalopoda; Sepiida; Sepiidae. The record is from the annotation of a GenBank genome assembly.